Molecule: messenger RNA, 1302 nt
Organism: Penicillium argentinense
Lineage: Eukaryota; Fungi; Ascomycota; Eurotiomycetes; Eurotiales; Aspergillaceae
Product: glutamate 5-kinase
Exons: 5
Coding region: 1-1302 (433 amino acids)
Cellular component (GO): cytosol; cytoplasm
Molecular function (GO): RNA binding; ATP binding; glutamate 5-kinase activity
Source: RefSeq, a predicted model, not a curated record
AUGGCGGCCUCGGGGCUGACGAUUGUGAUCAAACUCGGGACAAGUUCGAUUGUCGACGAGAAGACACAUGAGCCCAUCCUGUCUAUCCUGACUUUGAUUGUCGAAACGGUCGCAAAGCUGCGCAAAGAUGGCCACAGAGUUGUGCUGGUCUCAUCAGGUGCGGUGGGGGUUGGCUUGCGCAGGAUGGAUGUGGACGAAAGACCGACCUAUCUACCCCGGAUACAGGCACUUGCUGCCGUCGGCCAGUGCCGACUCAUGAGUCUAUGGGACAACCUAUUCUCGCAUCUCAAUGUCCCUGUUGCUCAGAUUCUCUUGACGAGGAAUGACAUUGCAGACAAAACCCAAUAUUUCAACGCGCAAAAUACUUUCGAGCAACUAUUUGACAUGGGGGUGAUCCCGAUUGUCAACGAAAACGAUACCCUCGCUGUUUCUGAAAUCAAAUUUGGCGAUAACGAUACCCUCUCAGCGAUAGCUGCGGCCACCGUCAAGGCCGAUUACUUGUUCCUAAUGACCGACGUCGACUGCCUCUACACUGCGAAUCCACGCACGAACCCUGAUGCCGAACCUAUCGAAGUUGUAUCGGACAUCUCAUCACUGGAGGCCGAUGUAUCAUCGGCUGGUUCUUCCCUAGGAACCGGCGGUAUGAGCACCAAGAUCGUGGCUGCGAAACUGGGUACUAGUGCUGGUGUGACCACGGUCAUUACCAAGAGCUCCAAGCCUGGAAAUGUUCACGAGAUUGUGAAAUACCUCCAAGCCCUCCAAGCGAACUCUGCCCAGUCGGAAAGCGGGGACGAACGUCGGGAAAUACCUGCAGCACCUUUGCACACUCGCUUCCUGCCUUCCGAAACCCCGAUUCAAUCUCGGACUUUCUGGCUCCUUCACGGACUCCAACCACAUGGUACCAUUUACAUCGACCCUGGGGCAUACGCGGCCUUGAAGAACAAGGCCAGUCUUCUUCCAGCCGGUGUUCUUGCAGUCGAAGGGCACUUCGGCCACCAGGAAGCCGUGCGAUUAGUCGUUGUGGAACGACCUGAUCCCGAUGCUCUGAACGGGGACUUCGUUCACCAUAGCCAGGAGCCCAAGGAAGUUGGACGCGCUCUUGUGAACUACGGCAGCCUUGAAAUCGAUCAUAUCAAGGGCCACCGCAGCACGCAAAUUGAGGAGUUGCUGGGCUACGUCGAGGGCGACUAUGUCGCCUUGCACGAGAAUAUUUCGUUCCACCCCGAAGACCGCCACAGCCACCCAGUGACACCGGCUCUGACACCGGCACUUGAAGAAUGGAAAUCACCUAAGUCUCCUUAG